Messenger RNA from Dendronephthya gigantea, 4425 nucleotides. RefSeq lists its product as uncharacterized. The record is from RefSeq and is a predicted model, not a curated record. Bases 1 to 4425 code for a protein of 1474 amino acids. NCBI's taxonomy places the organism in Eukaryota, Metazoa, Cnidaria, Anthozoa, Malacalcyonacea, Nephtheidae. The transcript has 14 exons. Gene Ontology annotation, molecular function: calcium ion binding.
AUGUCCUCAUCAAGCUCAGAUGCGGAAAGUAAUAGCUAUCAAAGCGACGACUCAGAUUGGAAUUCUAUUCCCGGUCCAUAUAUAAUAAAGAGACAGAGCGAAGCGGCUGCGAAUAUAGACGACCAAACUACAGACGAAACGUCAGAACUUGGUCCGUAUGCCAAUGAACCGGCGGCUGACGAAGAGUGGCUCGCUAACUACCGUGAAAAAAAGCAAACUUAUGACGAGCGUUUAAAGGAAUUUCAACGGAGACUUGAUGGUUCUAUCGAAGCACAGUCUACAGAAGUUUUGUGUGGUUGGUUUUUGGGCAUCUGGGAAAUAGAAGCCGUGUGCACAGGUGGUUGUAAGAAUGGUGGCAAAUGUAUCGCUCCUAACUCUUGUCGCUGUGCAAUUGGUUGGACAGGAUCUCUGUGUAAUAGCGAUAUCAAUGAAUGUGCGACAAGUCAGAAUCAAUGUGGAUACAAGCCUGGAUGUAGAAACACGCAGGGUAACUACACCUGCAAUUGUGCUUCGGGCUAUUACUUGAAAGAAGAUUUGCGAAACUGCGAAGAUAUCGAUGAGUGUAUUGCCGGCAACUAUUCCUGUGGAGCGAACUCCAGAUGCGUCAACGUUCCUGGAAAUUACAGUUGUCCCUGUGUGAACGGAUUUGGCAUUUUACCGACAAGUAAUUCAUGUUUAGAUAUCGACGAAUGCAAUCCAAGCAGUGGUUAUGUGCACGACUGCCAGAUGAAGUGUAACAAUUUUGUUGGUGGAUAUAGGUGCAGCUGUAACAGCGGAUAUAACCUUACAUCAAAUGGAAAGAAUUGUUCCGAUCAUGAUGAAUGCGAGGGUAAUGUGCACGGAUGUGAGCAACACUGUAUAAACUUGCCUGGAGGUUACACGUGUUCCUGUUUACGAGGAUAUAGAUUGAAUACUGAAGAUGCGAAGACAUGUGACGAGAUAAAUGAAUGUUUGGAGAAUAUAUCCGGGUGUGCUCAAGAUUGUACGAACACAAUUGGUGGCUUCAAUUGUUCAUGUAAAAAAGGCUACUUCCUCGGCACGGAUCAAACGUCUUGUAUUGAUAUCGACGAGUGUUCAAAACAAGUGGAUUACUGUCACCACAUAUGUUCAAACACUCCAGGGAGCUACAAGUGUUCCUGCAGGGAAGGGUUUGAUCUACGUCUUGAUGGAAAAAGUUGUAUAGGUCGACCAUGUUUUCCGUUACACAAACCUGUAAAUGGAAUAAAGAACUGUACUGGUUACAGGACGGAUGAUAGAUGUAACUUUGGCUGUCUGCAUGGCUACAAUUUAAUUGGCUCCGUGGACAGAACAUGCGGCUCAAAUAAACAAUGGACGGGAAAUGAUACCAAAUGUAAAAUAAUUCAUUGCGUAAAUGCCAAAAGACCGUCCAAUGGCUUCGUGUACUCCCCGUGUUCCACUCAUUAUGGCUCAAAAUGCUCGCUUGGCUGCAAUGAUGGGUAUCGCAUUAACACUGACGUAAUUACCUGUGAUGCUAAUGGACUUUGGCAACCAACCAAUGUUUCCUGUGAAGAGAUUAAAGUUUGUCGACCCAACCCCUGCUUUCAUGAAGGAAAAUGUUCCAUAGUCAAUGGGGACUCCUAUAAGUGUGACUGUUCCAGCACUGGAUACAUAGGCAAUAACUGUGAAGUCGCUUAUUUUACAAUUUUUGAGUACCCCAUCAUAUUCCCCGAUGUUCUGUCGCCACUGAUAACGAUCAUUGCAUCACAACCAACCGACCAGGUCAUACUACAUCUGAUUAAUCGUAAUCUUGAAUUCACUCCAUCUGUGCUUAUUUUUCAUCGCAAUAGUUCAUUGAAUCAGUCUAUAACGGUUAAAGCUAAAAAAGAAGGGCUUUAUUUCAUAAAGUAUUCGCUAUCUGGUCCAAGCGCGGGAGAAUAUUCUCUGCCUGAAGAAGAUACUCUAUUUGUGAGCUCACCUAAAAAUUCAACCGAUACUUUUCAAAUGGGAAACAACAUAUUUCCUUUUCCAGCUGGUUGCCACAAAAAGCAAAUCGGAGUCGUUCAUGGAUCAAAACUUCCCAUUGUGGUUUCUUCAACAUCUUCUUUCGUUUCUUUUGGACCAUUGUCAGUGACCGAAGGCAUAGUCGGUAUUGAUGUCAGUGACUCUAGCAAACUACCUUUAUCCCUAGUUGGUCUAAAUCUACCUAACACAAGCAUAAUUUCUGAUGCGACCACCUGUGUCGACAAUGACGUCGUUCCUUAUAGUAUAGGGUCACUCUUAAGAUCACGUGUUCUGGCUAAAUCUUUCAUUGAUGCCAUAAAGAAUAGCUUGCCAUCGUGGAUAAAAGUUACGUUGAGUGAGGCAAAUUCGGUUAAAACGAUGUACUCCUCGGAAAAGAAGACGUACUUCCUAAAUGGAAAAAAUAUGCGCACGGCAAGCAUCGGGAAAGGUCUACCGGUAGUCGACGAAUCGUUUUAUUCCAUGCUUUCCACAAACAAUUUGAAUAUAACCGUGGAGAACAAUACUGAUAUUUUCAAAUCUAGGCUGAUCGCUUUGGCUGUGGAACUGGACGGAAAAUUGCCGUCGAAUGUUCUCUUGCGUUCUUCUUUGGAAAACGACGUUAUUAAAAACAUAUCUUUUUUGACGCAGAUUGAAAAGUUCGGGUGGAGUUUUGAAUUUUUUUCCCUUCAGAUUUCCAAGAACAAUUCAAUAGAAAGGCCAAAAAAGAAUGGCUUUUGGGACGGUGACAAAUUCUUCAACGUUAAAUCUUCGUCAGACGGUACGUUUGCAGCGGUAACGUCGCUUGAAAAACAUUUCAAGAAUACAACUUUCGCCGCUGAUUUAAGAAUGCAAUUUGAUGGAACUAUCAUUGCUCAUGUGGAAGAUAUUAACAAGAUCUUAGAUUCCCCGUUAUAUCAGCAAUGGGAUGUUGACCUAUAUGGUAAAAUAACUCUCACGAUUUUAUUCCAAAUGCAAGGAAAGACGGUCAACCUCCGUUUCAAAGGACAAGAAUCAGUUAAUUAUGCUGAUUUCGGAGGCAGCAACGAAAUACAGCAAGGAAAAAAAGGAUUCUUUCUCAGGACUAUUAUGGAAAAAGAUCCAUUUCUUAACACGUCCUUUGAAACAUUUCUCGAUAUGAGUGCCAAUAGGACAAUUUCAUGUUUUCUUGACACCGACUUGUAUAAGGAGAAGAAUAGUUUUAAUCAUGUAGAAGUUUCCAACGGACUAAGUUGUGUCUUUCGCGGCAACUUAAGAAUUGGUGAUUUAAAAUUUCAGCCAAUGCAGUUGAAUCUUCUUAUGGGCAGACCACUUCGUAAUAAUAACAAUGCCGAAAGUGCUAACAAGUCAACCGACGACAGUGUUCACCUCAUUGGAUCGUACGCCGAAUCGAAAAACGAAACAUUUGGCAUAUUCAAACGCUAUCCUGGUGGGUGCAUGAACGUUCGAUAUACAUUUUCACGACAUUCUCCAAACUUUGCAGGAUCGUUCUGUGCAAUUUCUAAAAUUUUAGGCGUGGAGAAGUUGUUAAAUGUUAGCAUUUCGUACGAAGGAUUAAAGUUUAAAACUAGUGGUAAAUUGCACGGAUUAUUCGAUGCGAGUAUGGAUUGCUCGUCUAGACUAUUGCCUUGGGAAAAUCAAAUCUUCAAUGUUGAGGGUCGAUUUGAAAGAAACAAAGAUGGAACCGAUUUUGCGACUGCGUUACAGAAAGAACUUGCUUCAUUUGCGAAAAACAUUAUAUCGCAGGCCUCAAAGCGUAUAGAAGCAGUCGAUGAAACAGUCAAACGGGCACAUACUAGAUUAGAGAAAGUACUGCUAUUAAAGACAAAAUCACUGAACACGUUACAGCAACUAAACAGCGACUACGCGUCAAUAUCGGAAAAUUUAAGAAUGGCCCAAAUCCGUUUAAAAUUCCUCAAAAUUCAGGCAAGGAAUUAUUCGAAAGAGCUUGAUCAAUUAAGUUCAGAUUUAGAUGGCAUGUGCAAGGUGAAAAAGUGUCCGAAGGUUUGUCACAAAGGCGUGUCCUGUACAACCUGCUACGAAUACAUUAUUGGAAACUCUAUGGGAACGUGUCCAGCAACUUGUUCCCAUACAAAACAGCACCGUGUUCCACCUCUUUCUGAAGUUGCAUCUUGCGUUAAAGAAAACUGCAAAAGAAUUCAUAGCACCAAUGGAUUUUUCAAAAUGGUAUUUGGGAAGAAACUUGGAGGAGUCAUGAAAGCGGGCUUUUCGAUCGGCAUAAAAUUUCUGGCUACCGGACUCGGAGUACCACCACCACUUGCUGGCGCUAUAGCAGGUGGUCUCACAACACUGGUAGAUACUGGAAGAGUCGGAGAUGCAAUUUGUGCUUCAAUACGGGGAGCUCAUGGUGGAGCCAUAGCUGGAGACAGUUCUCUACCUUUUUUGAUAAAUUUUUCAAAGGAAACCGCAGUUAAAAUUGGAAGAAUUCUGCCGGGGGGCUUAUGA